Molecule: messenger RNA, 681 nt
Organism: Thamnophis elegans (Western terrestrial garter snake)
Lineage: Eukaryota; Metazoa; Chordata; Lepidosauria; Squamata; Natricidae
Gene: ARHGEF16
Product: Rho guanine nucleotide exchange factor 16
Exons: 3
Coding region: 17-397 (126 amino acids)
Biological process (GO): activation of GTPase activity
Molecular function (GO): guanyl-nucleotide exchange factor activity; protein binding
Source: RefSeq, a predicted model, not a curated record
GUAGAACCAUGAUUAAAUGCAGGGUUUGGGGGUUGAAUUUUAUUCGGACCCGCUCACAAACCCACUCUUUGCUCCGUGCAGAAGUGACAGGGCCCGCUGGAUCAGCGCAUUAAUGCACCGAGAAGAAAAAGAAACCAGCACAGCAGAAAAAGGAGCACUCCAACAGGUAGAGAUCACCAGAGCCUAUUUGGCUAAGCAGUCGGACGAGAUUUCACUCCAGCAGUCCGACGUCGUCCUUAUCCUGAAUCAGGAAGAGGGCUGGUAUUUGGGGGAGCGCCUGCGGGACGGAGAGAAGGGCUGGUUCCCGCAAGGCUGCGCCCAGGAAAUCACCAACCGCAACGCCGUCGAACUCAACGUCCAGCGCCUGGAACGGUUGCGCAUCGAGACCGACGUGUGAUGACGGAAUGGGCCCCGUCUCCACCCGCUCGGAGGCCAGAGCACCGGAAGGUACUGUUCAGGGCCAGGGAGUUGCCAAUCCGGAUACCCGGCCGUAUCCUGGACCAAACGAAGAAUCUGGUGUUUUGGUUUUGUUUUGUUUUUUAACAAAUUGGAUCGUAGGAAAACCACUGCCUAAAAUCCAGCUGGAUUGAAAAGCUGCAAAGGAUUCUGAGCGAGGCUUCCCAAGAGCCGGAAGCCAACUCCUGGUCCUGACAGAAAACCCUUUUAUUAAUUGACUGUGAA